This is a messenger RNA of Saccostrea echinata, 1392 nucleotides long. RefSeq lists its product as uncharacterized. The transcript has a single exon. The coding region runs from base 1 to 1167 and encodes 388 amino acids. NCBI's taxonomy places the organism in Eukaryota, Metazoa, Mollusca, Bivalvia, Ostreida, Ostreidae. The record is from RefSeq and is a predicted model, not a curated record.
AUGAAGGGAAGUAAAAAUCUACGGAAGAUCUUAAUAUGUGUAGUUGUUCUGUAUGUCCUGAUCGUAUGUUUGAAGAAAUGGAAAUCAGAAUCAAGUGUUCAGUUUGAGAAAGAAAAAGCCAUAGAAAAAGCAUAUCCUAGUCCGAAAACUAUUGAAAUUCCUAAAAAGUCUACGAAAAGUAAUUUAGCUAAGGACAUGAUAAAGCGCACAACUCAAACAGAGGGGUCAAAAUUACAUCAAAGUGCAACUUUGGAAGCAUGUAAACAUUUCCGAAAUAAGAGUUUUUCACCAUCGAUGGAAGAAAAUAUGAAUGUUGUAAAAAAUUACAAAUUUACAGUGCCCAAUGAAUAUCUUCAGCGUCUUCAGCUUGAUCAACAUGGAAUAGAUACUUUGAUUAAUCAAAAACAAAAUUGUUCAAUACCUGUGAUUGUAUCAGGGGUAUCAGAAAACCACUUUACCGAAAUCAUUGGACUUUUGAAUUCUAUCAAUAUCCAUGUUCGAAAAAAGUAUCCAGAUUUGAAAUUAAUAGUGUUUAACUUGGGUCUAUCAAACGCCCACAUAAAUGAUCUACGGAAAAUGUGUAGCUGUGAUGUUAGGCAGUUUCCUUUUGAAAAAUUCCCGCCACAUGUAAAACGUUUGCAAGGAUAUACUUGGAAACCAAUUAUUCUUCAGAUCAUUUUGCAAGAAUAUGAUUUUGUCAUGUGGGUUGAUUCCUCUAUUCGCUUAAAUGAAAAGUUGAAUGAAUUAUUUGAUCGAGCAAAACGCACUGGGAUUCAAAUUCUGGAGGGAGAUGGGUCAAUAGCUGUACGAACACACCGAAAAUUAUUUGACUUCUUAAAAGAAGAACCUUGUAUGUUUAACUAUCCAGAAGUUCAGCCAGGGUGGAUUCUCAUGAAACGAACUGAAUUUACGCUUAAAGUGUUACUACGUCCCAUUUUAUCUUGUGCACUACAAUUUGGCUGCAUGGAUUUUCCAAAUGCUGCACAAUUUCUGUACUGUAAAGAUCCAACAAAACUCUCAGCAUGUCAUAGGUAUGACCAAUCUGUUCAUGGAAUCAUCUUGACCAGACUAUUUAAUAAAAAUCGAAAAUCUAUCUCGUUUAAGGAGAAAGAAUUUGGAAUUGUGUGUAGAGGAUGUCUUGAAAAGUUCAAGCAAAUCAAGACAUAAAUUAUCCCUGCAUUUGAGUUUACGAUAUUCUAAAAGUAACAAAACAUUUAGUCUACGUCAAAGUAGGUUGCUACAUGCAAAAAGAAAAUGCAUAUUAAACUGUUAAUUUUAUCUAAGAUAUCAUACAUGUAUGUAUUGCACAUAUAUAAAUAAAUGUUAGGCAGUAGAUAUAUUCUAGAACUAAGCAGUAUAUAAUCCCCUAUUUAGAAGGAUUUUAAUUUUAAG